AUGAGUGACAUUUCAGAUAAAGAAGAAUACGUACCAGAAGAUUACCUCGAUGACUCGAGAAAUAUUACCAGAUCAAAAACUGGAAGAUCUAUACAAUCAGAUGCUGCAGUCCUGAGAAUUGUAUCUGAGCUUGAAGAAGGAGCUGGUGCACUUGGUGACUUAGAGCAACCUUAUGAUUUGCAAAGAAAAUUAACACACCAGGAUCCAACUUCAAAGCCUCAUCCUGAAGACCCUUGGGCAUACUUGGUAGACAUUGAUACUCAAUUGCGUAUAGUUGAAUUUGUUGAAAAUGAUGAUAAGAAUCCACAAAAUCUCUCCAAUGGUGUGAAAUGGGCUUAUACCUUCUUAUUAGGUGCCGUUUGCUUCGUCGUUGCUUUAGGAUCUGCAAUAGUUACUGGGGAUUUAGAACGUCCAAGGAACUAUUUUGGAGUAAGCGAAGAAGUGAUAAUCUUAGCUUCUGUGACAAUGUUUGUCUUAGGGUUUGGUUUUGGUCCAUGUGUGUUCGCUCCACUAUCAGAAGAAAUUGGAAGAAGACCAGUCUACGUCUCAACUUUAUUUGUUGCAAUCAUAUUUAUCAUUCCUUGUGCAUUGGCUAAAAACAUUGGAACAUUAAUCGUUUGCAGAUUAAUUGAUGGUCUUGCCUUUUCUGCUCCAAUGACUUUAAUCGGAGGAUCAUUAGCUGAUAUUUGGCACGGAAAGAAUAGAGGCCAAGCAAUGGCUAUUUUUUCAGCUGCUCCAUUUUUAGGACCAGUAAUGGGUCCAAUCUUCGGAGGAUUAUUAGCAGAUAAUGCCCCAACUUGGAGAUGGAUUUACUGGACAUUUUUAAUAAUUGCAGGUACAUUGUACGUGAUAUUCAUAUUUGCACUUCCAGAGACCCACCACAGUACCAUUUUAAAGAAAAGAGCACAAUACUUAAGAAAAGUGACUGGAGAUGAUUCAUACAAAAGUUUGAGUGAAUUGAAAGUAAGAACAUUGGCUAAAGUAGCAGAAGAAUCUUUUUUAAGACCUUUUGUUUUGUUAAGGGAAUUGAUUGUUUUUUUAAUGACCUUGUAUAUGUCAGUUGUCUACGGUUUACUUUACAUGUUUUUCUUUGCAUACCCAGUUGUUUUUAUGGAAGGUAAGGGAUGGUCAGCCUCCAAGACCGGUAUUAUGUUUAUUCCAAUUGGAGUUGGUGUAAUUGCAUCCACAGCAAUUGCCCCAUUUAUCAACAGUGACUACAAUAAAAGAGCACAAGUCUACAGAGACAGAGGUGAAUUACCUCCAGCUGAGUUGAGAUUAAUUCCAAUGAUGGUUGGGUGUUGGUUUGUACCAGCUGGGCUUUUUGCCUUUGCUUGGAGUUCAUAUCCAUCAGUAUCGUGGGCUGGUCCUUGCUUCAGUGGUUUUGCAGCAGGUUUCGGAUUCUGCUGCUUGUAUAACCCAGCAAACAACUACAUUGUUGAUUCUUAUCAACACUAUGCUGCAUCAGCUUUGGCUGCGAAAACUUUAGUAAGAUCAAUCUGGGGUGCAUGUGUUCCUUUAUUUACUAUUCAAAUGUAUCACAAGCUUGGAUAUGAAUGGGCAUCGAGUUUAAUGGCAUUCAUUUCAUUAGCAUGCUGUGCAAUUCCUUUCUUGUUCUACAUUUAUGGAGCAAGGAUCAGAACGUAUUCCAAAUAUGCCUACUCACCUGAAAUGGAUACUAAGAGAGAUGUCGAAAACCAAAAAUAA
Dujonia railenensis is the source of this 1704-nucleotide messenger RNA. The record is from the annotation of a GenBank genome assembly. NCBI's taxonomy places the organism in Eukaryota, Fungi, Ascomycota, Pichiomycetes, Serinales, Debaryomycetaceae.